Drosophila eugracilis is the source of this 2630-nucleotide messenger RNA. Its product is annotated as protein Optix. Gene Ontology annotation, biological process: regulation of transcription by RNA polymerase II. Gene Ontology annotation, molecular function: RNA polymerase II cis-regulatory region sequence-specific DNA binding; DNA-binding transcription factor activity, RNA polymerase II-specific. The record is from RefSeq and is a predicted model, not a curated record. Gene Ontology annotation, cellular component: nucleus; transcription regulator complex. Bases 662 to 2134 code for a protein of 490 amino acids. The transcript has 4 exons. NCBI's taxonomy places the organism in Eukaryota, Metazoa, Arthropoda, Insecta, Diptera, Drosophilidae.
UGUUGUGCUGCUACUGCCGCUGCUUCUGUUGCCGCUGCCGCUGCUGCUGCUACCUCUGCCGAUAUUGCUCUAUAGCCAUAGCUUCUAUAGCUUCUGUGCCGUUCCCGUCGCCUAGUGGGCAGCUCAGUUACAAGACCAUUAUUUGACGUAUUUUUUGCGCGCUCGGUUGGUCGUUUGGUUGGUCGCUCUCUCGGUCUCCGGAUCGUAUCGCAUCGCAUCGCAUCGCACCGCACGGCAUCACAUCGGUUAUAUCCAUAGCCCAAAAGCCCCCCUUUUUUCGCUUCGAUGUGGAGCAGCAGUUGCGCUCCGUUCGUGGACCGGGCACGGGUAUCGCAUUCAUGAGCUGGCUCAUUGGCAAUCAUUUGGAUUCGUACGCCAUUCGAACCGGUGGCCACCUCACACAUCCAGAUGGUCCAUAUGCCAGGUCGAUCGAUCGCGCGUGUUAAGUGCUAAACUCAAACAUAGUAAAACCAUAACCAUAUCGGAUUGAUUCGAAGAAUCCUCCGAAGAAAACCCAAAGUGAUAGUGAAGAAAACUAAAUCAGAGCCAAGCCAAGAGGAAUUGAAAUUAGUGACUAAACCAGUGUUGUGCCCAAGCAAGAUUGCUUCGUUCCGGUGGAGAAUAGUAUGCCAAUUUGUUCACAGUGGAUUCAACGAAUAAAAUGGCCGUUGGACCGACGGAGGGCAAACAGCCGCCCUCAGAGAGCUUCUCGCCCACGCACCACCAGAUUAUAGCACCCAGCCCCAUCCUGGCCGUUCCAACGCUGGCCUUCUCCGCCGCCCAGGUGGAGAUCGUAUGUAAGACGCUCGAGGAUUCCGGCGACAUCGAGCGGUUGGCUCGCUUCCUGUGGAGCCUGCCGGUGGCCCUGCCCAACAUGCACGAGAUCCUCAACUGUGAGGCGGUGCUCCGUGCUCGCGCAGUGGUCGCCUAUCAUGUGGGCAACUUCAGGGAACUUUAUGCAAUAAUAGAGAAUCAUAAGUUUACUAAGGCGUCCUACGGCAAACUGCAGGCCAUGUGGCUGGAGGCCCACUACAUUGAGGCCGAGAAGCUGCGCGGUCGAUCAUUGGGUCCCGUGGACAAGUAUCGGGUGCGAAAGAAGUUCCCACUGCCGCCGACAAUCUGGGAUGGCGAGCAGAAGACGCACUGCUUCAAGGAGCGCACGCGGAGCCUACUGCGCGAAUGGUACCUACAGGAUCCCUAUCCGAAUCCCACCAAGAAGCGGGAGCUGGCCAAGGCCACCGGGCUGAAUCCCACGCAAGUGGGCAACUGGUUCAAGAACCGCCGCCAGCGGGAUCGGGCUGCUGCGGCCAAGAAUCGCAUCCAGCACAGCCAGAAUAACUCGGGAAUGGGCUGUCGCAGCCGGCGGGCUGAUGGAGCUGCCUCGCCGACGCCCUCGGACAGUUCAGACUCGGACAUUUCUCUGGGCACCCACUCACCGGUGCCCAGCAGUCUGCAGCUGCAGCACAGUCCGGGCAGCACCUCCAACGGAGCCAACGACCGCGAGGAGAGCCUGAGCGUGGACGACGACAAGCCGAGGGAUCUGAGCGGAUCGCUACCGCUGCCCCUUUCCCUGCCCCUGCCGUUGGCCUCGCCCACCCACACGCCGCCACAACUGCCGGCGGGCUAUGGCGGCGGAGCGGGCGGAGGACCUGGCGGACCACUGACCGCACCCGGCUGCCUGCCUCCCUUCAAGCUGGACGCGGCCACCAGCCUUUUCAGCGCCGGCUGUUACCUGCAGAGCUUCAGCAACCUGAAGGAGAUGUCCCAGCAGUUCCCAAUCCAGCCGAUUGUCCUGCGUCCGCAUCCACAGCUGCCCCAGCCAUUGGUAUUGAAUGGAGCAUCCGGCGGGCCACCACUGCAUCAUCCGGCCUAUGCGGCUGCCUACAGUGUGGAGUGUGUUCCGGGUCAUGGACCACCACAUCCACCUCCGAAGCUGAGGAUCAACUCACCGGAGAAGCUCAACUCCACGGCAGUGGCGGCGGCGGCCUCGGCUGGUGGCGGAGGCGGAGGAGGAGGUGGAAACCAUCACCAUGAGCCAACAACCACUGGCUACCAUCACAGUGGCCAGCUGCUACUCCAUCGACCCUUCUCCACGUCGCCGGAACUCAAGCACAGUGCUCCCGAGAUCACAUGAUAUCAGCGGGUCUGAGGUGUUACUCUAUAAGCCCACCCAGAACACCCGUGUCCCCAAUCCUCACCAGAAACGAAGCACUAAGGCCCAGCUAUUCAGAUUGUUUCAAUUGUAUUUCUAAGUUAGACCGUAGUUAAGCGCAUCCCAGCGGCAGAGUUCGAGCAAUAUUCGAUCCGGAACUGUUUCCUAUAUCAUGACCCAUAAUUACCUAUACCUAUACCGUUAUCCAGCAGCAGCAAAUCGCAAGCGUCGCACACUCACUCUUCAAAGAUAGCCAUUUAAGCCGGAUGGAAAAUGAGAUACAGAUUUAAAGGUAUAAUUCAGAUGGCGGGUAGAAAGGAAUCCCCAAACUGAACUUGAAUUCGAAACGUUUUCAUUCUAAUUUUGUGUGUGUGUACGUAUUUGUAAAUAGAGUUUAAGUAUGCAAAUCAUAGAGCUUACGUAUACAUUUAGAUUGCAAUAAAAACCGAAUGAACAGUUAAGAAUUUGAAUCAUUAUA